UCGCGUAGCCAGACCACACCCUCCGUGCCUACGGGUGGGUCUGGCAAAUUGACCAUACUCGGCUCGUUCUGGUUCACCCAAAACUGGGUGAACCGGAAGUGUUGCGUCACAAUACAACGUCACACAUAUCUCCGCGAAUUACCGUGAAUUUGACCGUUUACUUCAAACACAUGGUUGAAAUUAGGGCCCAGCCCACUUGAGUCUGGUGCGCGAAACUAGGUUCAAACACAGUUCAAACUUCAAGCUAUGUCUCUUACAGCUGCAGAUGCUCUCUCUUUAGCCGAGGCUAAAGUUGGUAUAACUCUGAAAGACAAACAAAGAGAGGCAGUGCUUGCUGUUUUACAGAAUAAAGAUGUUUUUUGUGUUUUACCAACUGGUUAUGGCAAGUCCCUAAUAUAUGGCAUACUUCCAAUGGCUUUUGACUACAUGUUGGGUAGAGAAGUAGGAGUGAGCAUAGUUGUAUGUAUUUGUCCCUUGACCUCACUAAUGCUGGAUCAACGAAGUAACUUUACCAGCAAGGGGAUCUGUGUUGAGUAUGUUGGUGAAAUUCAACAUGAUCAAGAUGUCAUUAAGAAAAUAGUCAGUGGUAAUGUCCCACUAAUUCUAAUUAGCCCUGAGAAUAUUACACGCAACCCACUCUAUCGAGGAAUGCUGCACAAUAAAGUGUUUAAAGAUAAUAUGGUAGUCUUAGCAAUUGAUGAAGCACAUUGUGUGAAGACAUGGGGAGAUCAUUUUCGAACAGCAUUUGCUGAAUUGGGUCACAUUCGCAGUUCUUUACCAAAUGUACCCGUAAUUGCCGCAACAGCUACUGCAACAAAAACAACUUUUGAAGCUGUGGUAAAGAGUUUGCUAAUGGAGAAUGUGGUGGUUAUAGGGAUUUCACCCUGUAGAGACAACAUCUUUUUGACUGUUACGUCUGUGUCUUUGAGUGAGUUUGCAAACAAUGUGUAUACCCAAUUGAGGAAGGAAGGAUUAAAUUACCCUAAAACUGUUAUUUUUUGCCGUUCAUAUUCAGAUUGUAACUUAGUAUAUGACAACUUAGAGCUAUUUCUUGGUCCUUACAUCACAUAUCCCCCAGGAAAACUGAUCGUUCGUCAAUAUCGUCUUCUUGACUUAUACACAAGAGCUAGUACAGAUGAUGUUAAAAAAAGUCCUUGAUGAAUUUGUGAAAGAGAAUUCACAAAUUAGAAUAAUAAUAGCAACCUGUGCAUUUGGGAUGGGUAUAUUGACUGCCUAGAUAUAAGA
Amphimedon queenslandica is the source of this 1245-nucleotide messenger RNA. RefSeq names its product ATP-dependent DNA helicase RecQ-like. Gene Ontology annotation, cellular component: chromosome; nucleoplasm; cytoplasm. The transcript has 3 exons. Gene Ontology annotation, molecular function: ATP binding; 3'-5' DNA helicase activity; nucleic acid binding. Gene Ontology annotation, biological process: double-strand break repair via homologous recombination; telomere maintenance. The coding region runs from base 247 to 1158 and encodes 303 amino acids. The record is from RefSeq and is a predicted model, not a curated record. Lineage: Eukaryota; Metazoa; Porifera; Demospongiae; Haplosclerida; Niphatidae.